AUGGUGGUGAUGAAUUUCUUGUGGGUGAUUGUUGCAGGUUUAUUGAGUGGAUGGGCUUUUGUAUUUUGGUUUCUCAAGAGAGUGAACGAAUGGUAUUAUGUUGGCAGGGUGGGAGAAAUGGUAUACUCUCUCCCUCCAGGUGAUUUGGGAUGGCCUUUUCUUGGGAACAUGUUGCCUCUCAUCAACUCUCUAAGAUCUGGUAACCCUAAUGCUUUCAUCUAUAAUCUUGUCUCCAGAUUUGGGAAGACUGGCAUCUACAAAACACACUUGUUUGGUUGUCCAAGUAUCAUCGUUUGUACGCCUGAAUUAUGUCGGCGUGUUUUGACAAAUGAUGAAACCUUCGGACUUGGUUAUCCUAAAUCCGCCAAUAUUUUAGCAGGGAGAAAAUCCCUACACAAUACAUCAAACAUAGAACACAGGCGUCUACGGCGAAUAAUCGCAAAUCCCAUCAACGGACAUCAAGCCCUAGCAAUGUAUAUCAAACAUAUAGAGGAUGUUGUGAUUAAUUACUUGGAUGAAUUUGCUAGCAUGAACAAGCCAUUUGAGUUAUUCACAGAAAUGAAGAUGCUUACCUUCAAGGUCGUGAUAAGCAUUUUCAUGGGUUCUGUUAGUGAUUCUACUUUCAGGGCGACGCAUAAAUUGUACAAUGAUUAUCAUCAAGGACUAUUGUCCAUGGCCAUUGAUAUCCCGGGGUUUGCUUUUCAUAAAGCGUUGAAGGAUGAGCAUAUCGUAAAUUUGAUACUCAUUUCCUUUUCGGCUGGUUUUGAGAGCUCGGCAAUGGGUGCAUUGUGGGCAAUAGUACACCUAUCAGAACAUCCUGAAGCCCUUAAAAAGGCCAAGGAAGAACAACAGGAGAUCAUGAAGAGAAGACCAUCUACCCAGAAAGGAUUGAGCCUUACGGAUAUUAAACGGAUGGAAUAUCUUGCAAAGGCAAUUGAUGAGAUGUUGCGCAAAACAAAUAUCUUGUCACUAUUCCGAGAGGCAAAAGCAGAUGUUAGCAUCAAUGGCUACACCUUACCAAAAGGAUGGAAAGUUUUGGCCUGGACUGGAGCUGUUCAUAUGGAUCCAGAAACUUAUGAAGAUCCACAACACUUCAAUCCGUCAAGAUGGGAUAAUAUAAAAACCAAAGCAGCGGCUUUCAUUCCCUUUGGAGCAGGAAGCCGAUCUUGUCCUGGAAGUGAUUUGGGCAAGCUUAUCAUAUCCAUUUUUCUUCAUUAUUUUCUCCUUAACUACGAGCUCAAGCGAGUUAAUCCAAAAUCCCCACUACGUUACUCACAAGGACCAAUGACCGAUGACAACUGCCUCGCCGAAGUCAUAAAAAUCCCUAACCCCAGUGUUUUCUUAUCUUCUCCUACUCUCAAGGAGAUCACUGCUGCUGAUACUGCUAUUGUUGCUACUUCCUCUGGUUCUUCGAAGGAAAAGUCUUCUAAGAAAAAGGAGAUAUUAAAAGCCUUUUUGAAAUCGCUCGAUGAUAGUUCUGAUGAAGAUGGUGAAGAAGAUUCUGAAGUUCUAAAGCUAUUGUUGAUCCCAAACGGGAAUGGUUUGGGAAUUCUGGUUAUGGCCCUGAUGAUUAUUUUUCUGGACUUGAAGAUCUGUAACAUUAUUAUUGCUAUGUCUUCCACUACUGCAAUUGCUCAUACUGCUGAUACUGCUGCUUUACUUUUCACUAUUAAAGAUGCCACUUCGGAAGACAUUAUUGUUGUUUUUACUAUCAAAGACUGCUGUUCUACUUUUCACUAUUGA
Corylus avellana is the source of this 1743-nucleotide messenger RNA. NCBI's taxonomy places the organism in Eukaryota, Viridiplantae, Streptophyta, Magnoliopsida, Fagales, Betulaceae. The record is from RefSeq and is a predicted model, not a curated record.